AUGGCGGUCGACCCGCGGCAGGUGGUGGCGGGCUUCCUCACCCUCUCCAUGUUCGUCAUGCUCGGCAACAUGAUCAAGCACGACCACUUCUCCCCCGUCACCGAGGAGCUGGGCUUGGAGGCAACAGGUUCGGAGUCGAACACAGUGAAGCUUGACAACAAUGCUGAAAUGAACAGCGUUGAUACGGCUGGAGUGGAGGACCUGAUGGACGCUAUCGAGGAAGUUAAACCUUGCUGGACCAAACCAAGUCCAAAAAAUCAGCCAUCUAAUGGUUUUGUUACAUUCUCCUUGACUAUGGGCCCUGAAUACCACAUCUCACAGAUCACAGAUGCUGUGGUUGUUGCAAGGUAUCUAGGUGCAACACUUGUACUCCCAGACAUCAGAGGAAAUGAAUUAGGAAAUAAGCGAAAAUUCCAAGACAUGUACAAUGUGGAUAAAUUCGUGAGGAGCCUGGAUGGUGUUGUCGAAUUAAUAGAUGAAAUACCUGAUGAAGUGAGUGCUAAGAAGCCAGCAGUUAUCAGAGUACCAAACCGUGUGACUGACAGCUUCAUCACGGACACCAUCCAGCCCAUCUUCCAAAAAAACAAGUACUUAAGACUAGCGGUCAUUUUUUCUUCAGUAAGUUUAAGGCCAAAGGAGACCAAUAACAAGGACUUGGAUGCAACUGCUUGCCUUGCGAUGUUCAGUGGCCUCGAACUGAAGCAUGAAUAUUCUGAAGUGGCCAGAAAAAUGUUAGAUAGGCUUCAAGAAUUAAGCAAGAAAUCAGAUGGGAAGGUCUUGGCAAUCGAUUUGCGGACCGACUUGCUGGAAAAGAAGAGUUGCAAGACAACCAGAGGCGCUCGAAGAAAAGGCUGCUAUAACCCUGAAGAGGUUCUGGCUUUCCUCAGGAAUGUUGGCUUCUCUGCUAAUACAACCAUCUACUUGACAGAGACGUGGUGGCACAAAGGCCUGAAUGAUCUGAAGGAAGAAUUUCCAAACACUUAUACCAAGGAUGACAUUAUGCCAGCUGAGAACAAAGGUGAAUUCCUGAAAUCUAGCAAUGCAGACUUAGCAAGGGCUCUGGACCUCGAGAUCUGCUCACAGAGCGACGUGUUCAUCCCUGCUGUCGCUGGCCUGUUCUAUGGGCAUGUCACAGGUAAGAGGAUCGCCUCUGGCCGUACCCAGAUCAUUGUGCCUUCUCAGUCCAGCACCUCAACCCAUGCUUCAGAUUUCAUCUCCACCUACAUCUCCAACAAGAACCACCUUGCCUACUCAUGCUACUGCUAG
Molecule: messenger RNA, 1266 nt
Organism: Miscanthus lutarioriparius
Lineage: Eukaryota; Viridiplantae; Streptophyta; Magnoliopsida; Poales; Poaceae
Source: the annotation of a GenBank genome assembly